AUGUUGUCGUUACAAUUGGCACAUCAGCUUCUUAAUCAAAAUGUGCUCUUGGUGGGCGCUGGCGAAGUAGCCAUGACGCGACUUCCCAAGCUGUUACCAACAGGAUGUAAAUUGACUGUAAUAGCGCCAGUAAUUCACGAUGAUAUGUGGGAGUACUUUGACAUCGACAAAGACAUUGAGGAAGAACAGCUUGUAGAUCCAGAUUGGACUCCUGAAAAGCACAAAAUAUACCAAAUUAUUCGACGUGGAUUUGGAAACACAGAUCUUGUACUUUUCGGCAAACAACCUAACCAUCGAGAUGAAAUUGACAAAUUCUUGAGCGGCGAUGAGGAAGACCAAUCAGUGCAAAAAGCAUUGAAAGAGGAUCAGAAAACUGUACCGAAUUGGCAUUUCAUCUUAACGUGCAUUCCAAAUGCCAAAUUGAGCGAGAAAAUUUAUCGUGGUGCGAAACUUGUGCUUGGUCCCAAUGUGCUGUGUAAUGUCGCAGACAAUCCGCCAUUAUGCGAUUUUUAUUUUGGCAGUAACGUCACACUGGGGGCAGAAGACGCUAGUGGGAAAAACAAACCAAUUCAAAUUUUGAUAUCAUCAAAUGGAAACUCUCCUAGAUUUACCGCUUUGCUGAAGCAGGAAAUCCAAAAUCAGUACGGUGACCUUCCGAUUGGCAAAAGUGUUGGGAAGUUGGGAUCUCUGCGAUCUCAAAUUCGUAAAGUUUCCGAAGAAACAAACCGUGGUUCAUUCAGUCAAGCGGAUUUGGUGAAAUAUCGAAUGAACUGGAUUCGCAAUUGUACAGAUGGCUUUGGAGUUUCUCAUUGUCACGAAAUCGACGUUGAUAAGACGGUGGGACUGUUUACCGAGAUGUUUGCUACAAUGAGCUUGGAUCAACCAAAUCAACAAGAAUUGUUAAAAAACUAUGUGGAGACCAGGAGCGGCAGUGAGCAGGAUAAGUCAACUCAAAACUAUAUGAAAGGCAGGAGUGGCAAAAAGCAAGAGAAGUCAACUCAGAACUAG
Lachancea lanzarotensis is the source of this 1008-nucleotide messenger RNA. It is a transcript of the gene MET8, whose product is annotated as LALA0S07e00738g1_1. Gene Ontology annotation, biological process: siroheme biosynthetic process. Bases 1 to 1008 code for a protein of 335 amino acids. The transcript has a single exon. The record is from RefSeq and is a predicted model, not a curated record. Lineage: Eukaryota; Fungi; Ascomycota; Saccharomycetes; Saccharomycetales; Saccharomycetaceae. Gene Ontology annotation, molecular function: precorrin-2 dehydrogenase activity; protoporphyrin ferrochelatase activity.